ACGAAAGACGAUUGUUCCGCGCUGGUUCCUGUUCUGUGACGACUGCACCAUCAUGGCUCCCAAGUACAAGCUGACAUAUUUCGACCUGCGCGCGCGCGGAGAGCUGACCAGGCUGAUCUUCGCCGCCGCCGGUGUGCAGUAUGAGGACUACAGGAUCGACCGCCCCUCCUGGGCUAAGCUGAAGGAAAAAACCCCGAUGGGCCAGAUGCCGCUCCUAGAGGUUGACGGGAAGGUGAUGUGUCAGAGCGGGGCGAUAGCGCGCUACAUUGCCAGGGAAACAGGUCUUGGAGGGAAGUCCAGCUGGGAGGAGGCACAAGUGGACAUGUUCGUGUGCGGGGUGGACGACCUCAUCACCGUGUUCUGCGACGCCUUCUUCGCACCGGACCAGGCCACGAAGAUGCAGCCAGAAAACCCGACACUAACACGAAAAGGACCAAACGCGAAAAAGAAACUUCCGAUCAGCAAUUUGUCUUGGAAACGACUGCGCUGAUGGCACACGAAGGCCAUCUGUUAAAGAUAACUACUAUUGUAUGACUACAGUAGCAAUUGAAUGCAUGGCAAGAAUUAUUUUCGAUAAAAGACAGUAAAAACUACCAAGACAAGAAUUAUAUAUAUAG
Messenger RNA from Branchiostoma floridae (Florida lancelet), 617 nucleotides. RefSeq names its product hematopoietic prostaglandin D synthase-like. Gene Ontology annotation, biological process: glutathione metabolic process. The record is from RefSeq and is a predicted model, not a curated record. The transcript is spliced from 4 exons. NCBI's taxonomy places the organism in Eukaryota, Metazoa, Chordata, Leptocardii, Amphioxiformes, Branchiostomatidae. Bases 53 to 490 code for a protein of 145 amino acids. Gene Ontology annotation, molecular function: glutathione transferase activity.